AUGUCCCCAUCCAACUUUGAACCAGUUUCGCCCAUCGAUAUCACCGCCGGGUCCAAACCAGUUCGCAGUGUCAAUUUUGCCGAAGGACUCGACGAAAAAUCAGAUAUCAAAGCAUCAAGCCGUUCAAUUCGAACAAAUUCAACGGCUUCCACAGCGCCAUCUCUGAACCCGGCGCGGAAGGCCCGCUUCGCCGAAGCGACCUCAGUGUUUUCCCCGGCUUCAGGUCCUGGAGAACAUACUUCUCCAUUCGCUGAUCCUCAAAUGGAUAACCCGAACAAUGAAGGUCCCAAACCUUCAGAUGUAGGAUUUGGGUACAUUUCAGACAAUCAACCAGUCGAACAACAUGCCACCAUCAGAGGAGAUCCUAAUGGCACAGCGGGUCCCCCUCUCAAAUCCGCCUUGAAGACCCCCGGCACGGCCAACAGAUUAUUGAAUCCUCUGAGUCCAACUUUCCGAGAAGAACAAAUUCUGGAGAAGGAGGAAUUGAAGACUGAGAUUCAACAAGCCAAAGAUCUGAAAGUCAAAACCCGUGUCCGACUGGCAAAAAUUGUCCUUCGAGGAGUCAACUUCUCUUGCUCUCUCAUCGUGCUCGCCAUGCUCAGCACUGUCCUGACAAUUUUCCACGCUACCAAGAACAUCCCUCCGCGAAAUAACCUACCCGCAUGGGCUCCUAACCAAAAGAUCUGGCCCCAAAUUGUGGUUCUCUCGAUCGCUUGCGUAUCUUUGCUUUUCUCAAUCAUCGUCAUCCUCGCAUACUGUCGUGGUGGCCACAAGCGCGCCGAGAAGGUUGCUGUGUACUACACCAUGUUUGCCGUCGGUUGGUUCAUGUUCAGCAUCAUCAUGUGGCUCGUGGGUGCAGGCAUCUUGCAAGGCAGCAAGGCUAGCGGUGGUGGUCAGGAUCUCUGGGGUUGGAGUUGCAAAGACAACAAGCGUCGACAACUCUUCGAAGACGACGUUCACUACGCCCUUGUCUGCCGCUUACAAGACUGGAGUUUGAUCUGCUGCAUCAUCGAAGUCGUGAUCGAGGUGGUCGUCAUCGCCAUCUACGGUAUUGUUUUCUACAGAUUUUGGUCCAAGAACCGACUCAGGAAGUCCAUGGAUGCUCGAGACCGUGCCCGAACCGAUCUCUACCUUGCACAGCUCCGCACUCAAUCAGCUCCUAACACACCGGGCUUUGCCCAAACACCCCGAACACCAGGCUUCCCUACCCAAAAGUCAAUGGACGUCUACUCUUCCGCCGAACAGGGCUCAAGCCCAACUCAAUUCGCUGCCGUCUCACCCCAUUCCAACACCACAUCCUCACCCUUCAAACUCCAAGCCCCUCCCAUCAAAGUUCAUCACGCCACUCCUAAACCUUCUGUAUCAGAAGGCUUUGGUGAGCAACGACAGAUGUCUCCGCCUCCUGGACCCCCCAUGUCCCCUCCCCCUGAGGAGCGAGUACAUGAGCACGUGGGCGCCGCACCGGGCGAGCAACAGUAUGAAGCAGUACCCAUUCCUGGUGCUUAUGCGCCUACGACAUCACAAAAUCAACCGCCUGCGCCUGGACAGGCGUUUUAA
Rhinocladiella mackenziei CBS 650.93 is the source of this 1557-nucleotide messenger RNA. RefSeq lists its product as uncharacterized. The transcript has 2 exons. The record is from RefSeq and is a predicted model, not a curated record. Bases 1 to 1557 code for a protein of 518 amino acids. NCBI's taxonomy places the organism in Eukaryota, Fungi, Ascomycota, Eurotiomycetes, Chaetothyriales, Herpotrichiellaceae.